GAAUGAAUACAACCUCCCCGGAUCAUCAAUCGACUUCGGGAUCGACGUCACCGACAAUACAACGACACCAACACCAACCUUCUCAAACGUCUGUCUUCCUCCAACAACCUUCUCCUUCAUCUCCUCUCUCCCCUUCCUCCUCUUUCAUCUCACUCGCCUCCGGACCUUCCCCCCCUCAUUCACCCGCCACCGCUAACCCCACUGAGACCACCACCACCGAAACGACAACAACUCGUCCUAGAACCUACUCCUCUUCUUCCUCCCGCUCAGGCCGUACAAAAAUAACAGCAUUACCUUCUAUCAGCCAAGAUUUAAACCUUUUGCCGUAUAUGACUCCAGAUCGAUGUGCAGUGGUGGUGGCAAGGACGAGUAGUAGAUGGGACGAGAAAGUUAGAGAAGAGAUGCUUUUCGACUCUCUCUCGAAAGAUCAUCCUUCUCCAACAGCGGUGACGACCUCCCCCACUAUGUUAGCAAACACCCGUUUGAGUCCAGCAUCCCGCUCAACUUCAUCUCCUUCCAAACUUCACCUCACCACUUCCACUCCCACUCCCACUUCCACUCCUACCGCCCGUACCCAGACUUCCUCGCACUUACGAGCCCAGUCCCAUUCGCAUCCGAGUCAGUAUCAACAGCAUCAGUACGAUGGGUGUAAGAAUCCUAGAAGAACGUCGGGACAUUGUUAUGCUCGUUCUGGGUUUGCGUUUGGGUUUACACCUUUGGCGAAGACUGUGGUUGCGGGUGGUGGUGGCGUUGCAGAUGAGCCUGUGAGCGAAGGGAGUGAUCCACCGGAAGGAGAGUACGCUCAUAGGAGAAAGAGCGAUGCGAGUACGAUGUCUAGUUCUUCUGCCAAUUCGGUGGGUAGGAGUGGGAGGAGGAUCAUCUUCAGUGUGGGUGGUCCUGAGGAGGAUGAAGAUGUUUUUGAGGAUGGGUACGGAGGAGAAGAGGAAUGAGGAGUUGUUGUGUUUUGCGAAAUGGAAUAUCGCGUCACGUCGCGUCGAGGCGGCGAAGUUGGCGUCGUCGUCUUCCGGAGGUCUUUUUUCAAUUUCUGGGUCAUGACUCCUCUAAUUUGCCCCCCCCCCCCCC
Molecule: messenger RNA, 1083 nt
Organism: Cantharellus anzutake
Lineage: Eukaryota; Fungi; Basidiomycota; Agaricomycetes; Cantharellales; Hydnaceae
Exons: 3
Source: RefSeq, a predicted model, not a curated record